AACUUUGACAAUGACUGUGACUACCUAUGGCUAAAGAGCAGCACUCCCGAGUCAAUCUACCAUCAUGGGAGAGUCGGGAUCAAUACAGACAAGCCAGAGGAGGCACUGUCGGUCAAUGGCAAUAUCAGAGUCACUGGCUGCAUCGAACACCCUUCAGACAUGAGGAUUAAAACUGACAUUCUACCGGUUGAUAGCAGUAGACAGCUGGAGAGAGUUUGUCAGAUGAGGCUGUACCAGUACCGCUAUAAGGACGGAGUAAUGAGAGGGGCAAACCCUUCAAACGAGAGCAGGCAUCAAGUCGGUGUCCUUGCUCAAGAACUGAGAGAUAUACUGCCAGAUGCCGUUCACGAAACUAACACGGACGUACCGUUGUCCGAUGGAGGCACAGUUUCAAAACUCUUAGUCAUCAACAAGGACAGGAUACUGAUGGAGACUGUUGGAGCUGUUCAAGGACUAAAGAAGAUUGCUGAUGAUGUAAACCACAGGUUGGACAGCCUUGAAAAAGGCUUCUCACAGACACAUACUCUGAAGAAUUCUAAAGACAGAUUCAGCCGUGAGGGAACUGGAGAAACA
This is a messenger RNA of Geodia barretti, 573 nucleotides long. Lineage: Eukaryota; Metazoa; Porifera; Demospongiae; Tetractinellida; Geodiidae. The record is from the annotation of a GenBank genome assembly.